Microtus ochrogaster (prairie vole) is the source of this 3170-nucleotide messenger RNA. RefSeq names its product Rho GTPase activating protein 19 (gene Arhgap19). NCBI's taxonomy places the organism in Eukaryota, Metazoa, Chordata, Mammalia, Rodentia, Cricetidae. The record is from RefSeq and is a predicted model, not a curated record. Gene Ontology annotation, biological process: signal transduction; regulation of small GTPase mediated signal transduction. Gene Ontology annotation, cellular component: cytoplasm. Gene Ontology annotation, molecular function: GTPase activator activity.
CCGCGGACCGAAGUGCCGCGGAAGAUGGCGGCUGAGGCGCUGAGUGGAGGGGAGGCACCGGCCUGCAACUCCGGCCGGAGUGAUGCCAUCUGCAGUUUUGUCAUUUGCAAUGAUUCUCCUCUUCGAGGUCAGCCUGUUAUCUUCAAUCCUGACUUUUUUGUGGAGAAACUCCGACAUGAGAAACCAGAGAUGUUCACCGAGUUGGUGGUCAGCAACAUCACAAGACUUAUUGAUUUGCCUGGAACUGAGCUGGCUCAGCUGAUGGGGGAAGUGGACCUUAAGUUGCCUGGUGGGGCUGGCUCAGCCGCAGGGUUCUUCAGAUCUCUAAUGUCACUCAAACGGAAGGAAAAAGGAGUGGUAUUUGGAUCUCCACUGACAGAGGAAGGCAUUGCCCAGAUAUACCAACUGAUUGAAUAUCUGCACAAAAACUUGCGAGUAGAAGGCUUGUUCAGAGUACCAGGCAACAGUGUCCGACAGCAGCUUUUGAGGGAUGCUCUCAAUAAUGGAACCGAUAUUGACUUGGAUUCAGGAGAGUUUCACUCAAAUGAUGUUGCCACGCUGCUGAAGAUGUUUCUAGGAGAGUUACCAGAGCCUCUGCUGACCCAUAAACAUUUCCAUGUACACCUCAAAAUUGCUGAUUUGAUGCAGUUUGAUGAUAAAGGAAAUAAGACCAACGUACCUGACAAGGAGCGACAGAUUGAGGCCCUGCAGCUGCUUUUCCUCAUCCUCCCUCCAGCCAAUCGUAACUUGCUCAAGUUACUGCUUGAUCUCCUGUAUCAAACAGCGAAGAAGCAAGACAAGAAUAAGAUGUCUGCCUAUAACCUUGCCCUUAUGUUUGCACCUCAUGUCCUGUGGCCCAAAAAUGUCACUGCAAAUGACCUUCAGGAGAAUAUCACCAAGUUAAAUACUGGGAUGGCUUUUAUGAUCAAACACUCCCAGAAGCUUUUUAAGGCUCCUGCUUAUAUUCGGGAAUGUGCCAGACUGUACUAUCUGGGCUCCAGAACUCAAGUGUCAAAGGAUGAUCUUGAUUUGACAACCUCAUGUCAUGCCAUGUCCUUCCAGCUGUCAAGAUCUCAGAAACGGAAUAGGGUAGAUUCUUGUUCUCAGCAGGAGGAGACCCAGCAACAUACAGAAGAGGCUCUGAAAGAACUCUUUCAACAUGUUCAUAACAUGCCAGACUCAACAAAGAAGAAACAACUUAUUCGACAGUUCCAUAAGCAGUCUUUGACUCAAACACCAGGGCGAGAGCCUUCUACUCCCAGAGUCCAGAAGAGAGCCCGUUCACGCUCCUUUAGUGGGCUUAUUAAGCGCAAAGUCCUGGGCAAUCAGAUGAUGUCAGAAAAGAAAAACAAGUCCCCUACUCCAGAGGCUGUGGCCAUGGGUGAACGGAAGAGAGUCAGCAAAGAAAAUAUGAGCUUGUUCUUUUCUGGCUCUCCAACUGUCACAAUGACACCAACAAGAUUGAAAUGGUCUGAGGGGAAGAAAGAGGGGAGAAAAGGAUUCCUCUGAAGGGUCAGCUAGAGUUCCCCUGUUGUCUACAGUGAAGUUCUCUUCAGUGGGACAGGUGUUACUUUUGUUCCCAGUGAAGCUUGCAGCUUGCUCCCUGCAUUUUGAAUUGUGAAAGCCAAUCAAACCAUGACCAACUGAUACCUCUAACCCACUCACUGGAUGUCUCUGAAGCUGUGCCUCUGAGAGAAUGCUCUGUUCUCUGUGUUUGUUUUUAAUAUGAGGAAGCUUACACAGUGCAGUAGGUGGGCAGCUAUGCUUAAUCAGUGUGCUGGGUCGGUUCUGUUUCUUCUUAAGAAUAGGAAAUUUUAUGUUUAAUAGCUAGUAAUAUGUUUUAAAAGCACUGUCAGUCUUAGUGGACUGUUAUAUAUUAACUGGUAUUUGGGACUUUUCUCUGUGUUGUUAGUAGUGAGGAAGUGACUGUUUAUUUACUUGUUUUAAAAGCCAUCGUUUAGAUUCACAACCUACAUGGAUUUUAAGUUAAAUGCCUUUGACCCCUUUUCAUUUUGAGCUUGAGAAAUCUCUGUAUCUUAUUAUGUUCAAAGAAUUUACAGCUUUCCUAGACAUUCUAUUAUUUCUUAUGUCUAAUUUAGGGGAUUUGACCUGGCAAUGAAAAAGAAUUCAAUACAGUAUAUUUUAACAGAUUUCAGCUACUGAACUGCACCCCCAUGCCUCACUGUCUUCCCCUCAGUGAUCUGAGAAUGGUUGUGUGGUUGUUAACUUGCUUUCUGCAUUAGUUUCCUCUCACCUGAAUAUCUCUGGUUCCACUGACACCUCUGUGGCAGACUCCUGGGGCUUGAGAAGAGCUACGAACUGAUCCAUAGAGCUUGCUGCAAUCUGCAUGUGGUAGAGACUCUGGAGUCAUGCCUUGAGGGACUGGUUGGCCUUGGUAGGAUCCUGUCACACAUUCCUAAGUAUCAAAUAUGCCACUCAACUGUCUCCUGAGAGCAGCUUGAAACCAGGAAAGACAUACAUAGCAGUCUCUGCAGGGCCCAUAUGGAAUAGAAGAGCCCCCACAGGAGCAGUUGUGGUGUUCUCCCAGUCAUCAAACAGUUGCUCUCUGCCCCUCUGUCAGGAUGGGCACAGGAGCCACUGCCCAGUGAGCAUCAGGUGGAAGGUGAGGAUGUUGAGGUACAGGCUGACUCUGCAGAACUGUGCAACCAUCCUCACCCCACUGUGGGGAUCCAGGUACACAGCAAAAUACGGUUUGCCAACUUAGUGAUAGACAGUUGAAAAUGCUGUGUUACUAUUGAAAUGAGAGCCACCUUCAGGGUAGCAGAGGCUGACUUUGUGUCUGUCUGUCAGCCUCUUCCAUCCUAUUCUGUUUAUUCUGUUGCUGUAGUAGCAAACGUAAAGGGAAAUGUGGUAAUUGGCUUUCCUGCUGGAUAGUUUGGGAACAGUGGAGGUGUUUAAGUUUCUUUCUCGAAAAGAGUUUAGGUCAUCCUUAAAGAUUUCAUUAACAAGUUCAUUUGUCUAGGUUUCUGUUUGACUCUUUUUGUUGUUACUAAGAAAAGGUUUAUUAUUUUUUUUAAAUAAAUUUCUUGUGUUAGGUAUAUAGUGAGGUCAAACAGAAAUCCUUUUGUAUUACCGAAUAAAAGAAGCUCUUCCCAGCAUGAAGCUUCCUUUAAGUGUGUUCCACCGUGUUGUACUGUGGCACUGGGCGG